Cetraspora pellucida is the source of this 3495-nucleotide messenger RNA. The record is from the annotation of a GenBank genome assembly. NCBI's taxonomy places the organism in Eukaryota, Fungi, Glomeromycota, Glomeromycetes, Diversisporales, Gigasporaceae.
AUGUCUGCCACAUCAUUAGCACCACCUUUUCCCGCGGAAACUGUUAUCAGCUGUAUUAAUUUUCAAGAAACUAUUCUCGAUACACCUCAUUUCCGUGCAAACAUUCGAAGAUUUGAAGAGCAUGUGGAUCAUUUUGAAAAAUGGUUAGAUGGGUUUUGGAAAGCUUUAAAACAUUACAUUGAAGAAGUUAACAAAUUCAACGAUGCAAGCAACAAUUUGGCAAAGCGUUCCUCCCCUAUUGAAGAUUCAUUACUAGAUAGUGAAUUUACAUUACCAACUGAAGUUCGCCGAGCUUAUGAUAAAGCACUUGAAAAAUAUGAUAGUAUAAUAUCAAAAUACGCAUCUCAAUCAAAGACUAAGGAAGCAAGCGCAUUGCGAGAGUUUUUGGGUGGUAUAUGUGCACAUCUAGAACUCCACGAUUCAUGUUUGAUGAUAUACAAAGGUUCUGAAAACAGUCUUGAUAGGUUAAAGGGAUGGUUAUGUGAGAGCAAAAAAACAUGUGAAAGUCAGAUACCGGUUCUGCAAGAUUUAAGAAAAAAAUUAGAAGAGGAUGCAAUAAAUAUGACUAAACCACGUCGUAAAUUAACAAAAUACACUGAUCACGUAAACCCCAUAACAAUACAUCCUACACCAAAUUCGUUACAAUUCAAUCGUCCCCCUUCUCCUGCCGUAAGUCUCGCUGAUAUACCUCCAAAACAAGGUUAUCUUUUCAUGAAACCUCUUGGUGGAAAAAGUACUUGGACGAAAAAGUAUUUUUAUUUAAAAAAUGGAAUGUUUUGGUGGGCUUCUGUUGGAUCCGGAAAAAAUCGUUCCACAGUCGAGGAGAGUGAAAGAAUGGGUGUUUUACUUUGUGAAGUGAAGUUAGAUACAUCACAAGAUCGAAGAUUCUGCUUCGAAGUUGUAUGUGGUGCUAAACAAACUAGUUAUGUUCUUCAAGCUGAAACCGAAGCUGAACUUAAAGAUUGGAUCACUACUUUUGAAUCUGCAAAGCGUCAUGCUUUCCGCUCAACAAAAGACCUUGCAACAUCUGCCGCUGCAGCUGUAAGUUCACAUAAAGAGUCAGAAGAUGAACAAAAUCAACCUAUCACUGAUGAAGAACAACGCAGUGAUGAUGCUGUAUUAAAAUCUAGUGAAGGUUCCCAACUUGACGCAUUAGAUAUAAAAUCAUCCAAUCUUGCAACAUCAUCUUCCGGUGACCCAAAAUCAAGUUCUUUAAACGUCUCAAAUAUAGCCAAUAGAAAACGAUCUUCAUCUAUACCUAAUCUUCCAAGGCCACAAUUAGUUCCUACUUAUAGUGGUCCAUCCAAGUUAUCUGGAACUAAUUUACACCUCAGUAACACUGGAAAUUUAGUUGUUCCGUUAGCAUCACAAAAUGUUGUUAAUGAAAGAAAUGCAUCAGGUGCCAGUCAACAAAAUUUCUGGGGAACUUUACAAAUGGGAUUUAUGCCUGCAAUGAAUUUGCUCAUCAAUACAGUUAAUUCAACGGAAGGAGAUGAGGAAGCUGGAGAUGAGACAAGCGGACGAAAGAGAUCAUCGUCUUUUAGAAGCAAAGGUGGUAGAUCUCGUAGUGGAAGUGGACCUGUUGGAUAUGGAGCUGAUGGGUCCAUAGCUGAAUAUUCUCAGAUUUUGUUUUUGCAUAAUGUGCAACUUCACUUUUUAUUUCCAAACUCAACAGAAAGAGAAUUUGUGUUAGAUGUAUACAAUUGUGCCUGGAGUAGGAACAAUGUAUUAUUAAAAGGGCGUGUAUAUAUUACACAAGAUAUUCUUUAUUUUUAUUCUGUAGUAAUGAGCAUAGUUAAUACGUUUUGUGUGUCAUGGAAAGAUAUAAAAUCAAUUACCCGGGAGACUACAAAUACUCUACAGACUAUUGAAUUUUCUAAUGAAAAUGGAAACCAAAAGCCGUCAACGUUGCAAGCGAUGUAUGAUGCAGUGUGGAAAGACCACAUACCACUACGUUCUAAAAAAUCUAGGGAAGCUUUAAAUGACAAGAAUGCAGAGUUUCAUAAAGAAGAUUUUUCGAUAAAUCUUGAAACACCACCAGAAAAAGAUGUACAAGAUUCAAUUGAUCAUUCUGAUAAUCAAAAAGCAUCAGACGCAUUUGAAAUGAAAGAUGAUCAAACGAAAAGUGAUAGCGAUAAAUUGGCUACAAAGGAUCCACAACCUGUUCCAAUUGCUUCUAAACCACAAGAAGACGAUGACUGGCCUUCACAUAUAACUCAACCGAGUGAACCAGUUGAAUGUAAAUGCACGGAUCAUCUUGAAAAAUUAGAAAUUGAAGUAGAAUAUCAAAUUUCUGCAAAAAAAUUAUUCGACAUGCUUUUUGAUGAAAAGAGUGCAAUAUGGGAGCGGUUACAUCAAAAGAAAGGAAACACACUACUGCAUAGUGGACCAUGGGUAAUAGAUAAUAGUGAGGAUGGUGAAAGAAAAAGAGAACUCAAGUUUAUUAUGCCAGUUAAUAAUCCUUUUUUAGCUAAUGUUAAAGAAACGGACUGCCUUCAAACACAAAUUUGUCAAAAACGCGAAGAUUAUUUAUGUUAUGUUGUUUCAAUACAAACAAAAGCUCUAAAAUUGCCAUACAGUGAUUCAUUUUUACCAAUAUGCAAGUGCUGCAUAACUUAUGUUUCGAAAACAUCAUGUAAAUUGGCAUGCCACAUUGGAAUCAAAUGGUUCAAGUCACCAAUGGUUAAAAAAAUGAUUCGAAAAGCUGCAAUGGCCGGCUUAUCAGAAACUGUAGCGGAUAUAAUUGAAUUACUUAAUACAGAUGUGCAAAAUGAAAAUGUAUCAACUGUCUUACCAAGCUCCCCAAUACGAACAACACACGGAGGAUAUACUUCAACUCUUCGUCGUCGUCCUCAUCAUCGUGCACCCAAAAGUCGCCAUUCAAAACACACUACAAGUGACGAUAAUUCAGUACCUGGUGGUUCAUCAGGAAAAAUGACUGAAGACAUUUCAACUUCUUUAAGAGAGAAGAUCUUUACAAUUAUUUCAUCAGUUGUUGAACUCUUAUCUUCUUUAUCAUUAAAUGAUGUUUACAAACAAUUUCUAGACACACGAAUUCAAUAUCCACCAUAUCCAUGGUUACUCCAUUCACAUCGUCGGUUAUCCGAGGAAAUAAUACAUUCGCGAAAAAAAGUAGCGAUGUUACGAUAUGAUCUACUACUUACGUUCAGACUUAUAAAUUUGAUCGAUAAAAGACUAUUAGAGAGUGAAUACAUUAAUUGGCUUUUGGAUGAAAGAGCCAAGUGCAACAAAGCGAGAUGGUUGUUUCUGAAAGACGAUUUAGUUGAUGAAAAUGAGGAUAAUGAGGAUAAUUUAGAGAAUGAUGGUUGUAACAAUUGUGAUAAUUCGAGCACAAUUAAUGAACAAACUAAUUAUAAUAGAGCUAACACAACGAAAGUGAGUAGUAAUGAGAGAUAUAAGUCAGAGUAUAAAACUAUAUUAAAGUAUUGUGGAGACAUCAAGAAGCAAUUGGAUGUGAUGCCUACAGCACUUUAG